Messenger RNA from Pimephales promelas (fathead minnow), 3699 nucleotides. RefSeq names its product SON DNA and RNA binding protein b (gene sonb). Gene Ontology annotation, biological process: regulation of cell cycle; regulation of mRNA splicing, via spliceosome. Gene Ontology annotation, molecular function: RNA binding. Lineage: Eukaryota; Metazoa; Chordata; Actinopteri; Cypriniformes; Leuciscidae. The record is from RefSeq and is a predicted model, not a curated record.
UGAUGAGGCAUUCUGGGAUACUGGCGGACCCAGCAACGCUUCUACUGUGAUGGCGACCGAUAUCGAGCAGAUUUUCAGGGAUUUUGUAAUGAAUAAGAUUAAAGAAAUCGAGGAUGAAACGCAAGAAAUCAGUGUUACAGAUGAGCCACAGUCUGAACCUGUGACGGAUAUGAGAGAAGAUGGACUAAAGGAAGAACAAAUAAACUCACCAACAGAUAAAGUCACACAUACUGACCUCCAAGAUAACCAUGCUAAAGAGGACACCAGCACUAAACACAGGAAAAGUAAAAAGCACAAAAAACACAAAAGCAAAAAGAAGAGAAAGAAACGCAAAGAAGGAAAAGACAGCAGCUCAGAGAGCGAGUCCGACAAAGAGACACAAGAAAGUGGAAAGAAAAAGAAGAGAAAGAAGAAGAAAAAAAGCAAAGAUGCAGACAAAGGAAAGAGGUCUCGCUCAAAGUCUGAAAGCUCUUCAGCGUCUGGUUCUGAAUCCGAGUCUGAAUCGAAACCUUCUAAUGAAAAUACAAAGUCUGAGCUCAAAGACACAUCUGCCGUUUUGCCUGACAUUAUUCCCAAGAUGGAGAAUUCUGUCCACAAAAGCACUGAAAACGAAAGGCCCAAAGAGAAGAAAAGAAGCUCCAGCAGAAAAUCUAAAAGUAAGGAGACUUCUAGAGGAUCGAGAUCAAGAUCCCGGUCUUCGAAACGACACCGUCGCUCAAAGUCAACCUCCCGCUCUAGAAAUAGCUCCAAAAAGACUCAUAAACAGAGAGAGAGAAGUAGAUCAAGGUCAAAGAGGCGCAACAAUCGGUCCAGGUCUCAUUCAGUCAGAAGAGGCAAACAUUCAAGAUCCAGGUCGCGAACCAGAUCCAGGUCUGUUGUGAUCUCGAGGAAGAACAGAAGAUCUAGGUCUCGAAGUAGACGCCGCUCCAAGAGUAAGUCUCAAAGUAGAACGAAACCUUCAAAAUCAAGGUCCGUUUCAAAAUCAAAGUCUGAUCUGAAAGAUGAACCGCCGAAAACUGAAUCGAUUAAGAGUGAUUCAGAUCCAGCAUUGGACGUUUUUACAAACUGCGCGAUGGAAAUGCAGAAAAAUGUGUCUCAAAACACAACUGAGAAUGGAAAAAGUCCAACAAUGGCUGUGUACACUGACGUUGCGUCUGGUUUCAACACAGUUGGAGGUACUGGAUCUUGGCGACCAGUUCCCUUCAUGGCAGAGACGUCUGUGACCAAGUCUUCCCAAAUGUGCAUUACACCUGAGGUGCCUUUGGAAGUGACCAAUGUAUCUGAAGAACCGUCAAUCGUUACGCCAAAAGAUUCGGAGUGCGCUGCCAACCCUGACGAGAAAGAAACCGACGCAACCAACGAGAGGAGCUCAACCUCACCGUCCAAGUCUCCCAGUCAAGAAACGUCCUCAAGAUCUAAAGUAGCUGCACGAUCCAGAUCAAAGUCGUCCUCGAAAAAGAGAAAAUCCAAGUCUCGGUCGCCCUCGGCGAAGAAAUCGCACAAGUCCCGGACGAGGAGCAAACGUUCGAAAUCCAGGUCGCCCAAAAAGAGAAAGUCGAGAUCUCGUUCACAAGGUCGUAGGAGGAAAUCUCGAACCCCAGACAGAAGCAGGCGAUCUAAAUCAAGGAAGAGGUCUCGCUCGCGUUCGAGGAGGAGAUCCCGGUCCGGCUCGCGCUGGAGAAGAGGAGGUUUCGGGAGCCGGUCGCUGAAUCAGCGGGACCGAUGGAAGCGAGAACCCAGUCGCUCCCCGGUCCUCAUUCUCCGCAAGAAAAGCUCGACUUCCAGACCUCGACGGAGCACCAGCAAGACGCCUCCACGUCUUACAGAACUUGAUAAGGAGCAGUUGCUGGAAAUAGCUAAGGCUAACGCUGCCGCUAUGUGUGCCAAGGCCGGCGUGCCGAUCCCAGACAGUCUCAGGCCCAGAGCUAUUCUCCAACUCCCCUCGUCAUCCUCAAACUCAGUGCCAGUAAUGUCAAACAUGACGAUGAAUGCCGCUAUGGCUAGCAUGACUGCCGCCACCAUGACCGCUGCUUUGUCUAGCAUGGGUGCCUUGGCUUCGUUCACACAAAUGGCCCCGUUACCCACAAUCGUCAACAAGCCGCCGUCUUCAGCCACACCUAAUCUUGCCAGUAUUGAAGAAGCCAAAAAGAAAGUGACGAAGCAGGCGAACACGUUCAGCAUUAAAGAGCUCACAGAGAGAUGCAAGAAGAUCGCGGAGAGUAAGGAAGAGAUGGCCAUCGCAAAACCACACGUGUCAGACGAUGAAGAGGAUGAGAAGUUUGGAGCUUCGCUGAAGGAGAAUAAGGGCAUUGCGUUCAGUCUUGGUAUCACCUCAGUAAAGCCAGGCGUCCGCGCCGAAGCGGCCUUUGCUAAGGAGUUCCCGGUGUCCUCCGGCUCCCAGCAUAGGAAGAAAGAGGCUGAUGGUGCGUAUGGGGAGUGGGUGCCAGUCGAAAAGAAAACCGAAAAGCCUCCUGCGUCUGUCUCUGCGUCUGCGUCUGCUUCUGUGUCGGCUUCUUCAGAGACCAAGGAAACCAGCAAGGAGAAUGAUAGUGUCUUUCCUGAAGCACCUUCUCAACCCGUGGACAUCACGUUGGCCGUCAGUGAGCGAGCGGUCGCACAGAAGAGGCUGGCGGAGAACCCCUUCGACAUCAAUGCCAUGUGUAUGCUCAAUCGGGCUCAGGAGCAAGUUGAUGCAUGGGCCCAGUCCAACACGAUCCCCGGCUUCUUCACGGGUUCGACAGGCGCUCAAGUGCUCUCGUCUGACGAGCUCUCCAACAGCGGCCCGCAAGCCUGGAUUAAGAAGGACCAGUUCCUGCGGGCGGCGCCGGUCUCGGGCGGGAUGGGCGAGUUGCUGAUGAGGAAGAUGGGAUGGCGUUCGGGGGAGGGUUUGGGCAAGCACAGGGAAGGCACGGUGGAGCCCAUCGUUAUCGACUUCAAAACGGACCGCAAGGGGCUUGUGGCAGAAGGAGAGAAAACACAGAAGUCUGGCAACAUUGUGGUGAUGAAGGAUCUUCUAGGCAAGCACCCGGUGUCUGCUCUGAUGGAGAUGUGCAAUAAGAAGAAGUGGCCCCAGCCGGAGUUUGUGAUGGUGCACCACAGCGGACCCGACCACCGCAAGAACUUCCUCUUCAAGGUGGUGGUGAACGGGAGCGAUUAUCAGCCUCAGACUGCCAGUCCCAACAAGAAACACGCCAAGGCGAUGGCGGCCACAGUGGCUCUUCAGGCGAUGGGAGAAGUGGCAGGAGACGGGGUUCACACCGGACCCGUGUUCACAGCCGCCACUAACAUGUGACGCCACUUCACUUCACACGCAAUAUCAUCCCGUACGCCAUUAUCUGUUAUGAAUUUUUGUAAUUUUGUAUUUUUCUUCAACCACAUCCCCCUGUGACGGCCUUUGCACGCCACUGAGAUGAGAAGCAUGUUCACGGGUAAUAAUGAGUACAUAGCUCACCCAGUGUUGCGUUUGACUGAAUGCCAUUGUUUUAUUUAGACCGUUAUUGUUUCUGUUAAGUCUGCUCUAAUGCAUGCUUAAAAACGAUUUUAUCUUCAUAAACAAGUUUUUUUUUGUCUUUGCAUUAAACUUUUUACCAGCCCGAGUCCAUUGCAUCUUCUUCUCGUGGAAGGCUUGUGUUCUGUUGCUGGCGUACAACAUGUUUUUGUGAUGCAACGGAAUAAACCGAGAAUCAUGUCACUGGAAAA